Leptinotarsa decemlineata (Colorado potato beetle) is the source of this 2016-nucleotide messenger RNA. Its product is annotated as peroxisomal multifunctional enzyme type 2. Lineage: Eukaryota; Metazoa; Arthropoda; Insecta; Coleoptera; Chrysomelidae. Gene Ontology annotation, cellular component: cytosol. Gene Ontology annotation, molecular function: oxidoreductase activity. The record is from RefSeq and is a predicted model, not a curated record.
GAUCGAAAGGUCAAGUGUUGAUUACCUAUUGCUAUCUUUUUCCCGGCCUUUAUUUUGAUCGUUUUAAAACUCCAAUGACAAGUAGCACGAGCUCAAAGUUCAACGAUCAACCUCACAACCUAAUGAUAUUCCAGAAUAAGCUGUGAUAGACCAGUUUCUCGAUCGUUGCAAGACUCGCAAGUUCGAGUUCGUUUUUCAUUUAUCGACAAUAAAAUGGCAGAUCUAAGAUUCGACGGAAGAGUUGCUGUGGUAACUGGCGCUGGGGCAGGUCUUGGUAGGGCCUAUGCCCUACUUUUCGCUUCUAGAGGAGCCAAGGUGGUAGUCAACGACCUUGGAGGCGGGCGCCAUGGGGACGGGAGCUCAUCCAAGGCCGCCGAUGCAGUUGUCGAGGAGAUCAAGAGAAAUGGAGGUAUUGCUGUCGCUGAUUAUAAUUCUGUUGUGGAAGGAGACAAACUAAUAAAGACCGCUUUAGACAAUUUUGGUCGAAUUGACAUCCUUGUCAACAACGCUGGAAUUCUGAGAGAUCGAAGCCUUGCUAAAAUAUCAGACCAAGAUUGGGAUCUGGUGCAUAAUGUUCAUCUGAAAGGUAGCUUCAAAACCACACAGGCUGCUUUCCCCAUUUUCAAAAAGCAAGGCUACGGAAGAAUCAUCAUGACAGCCUCGAACUCUGGUCUCUAUGGAAACUUUGGUCAGGCGAAUUAUUCUGCGGCCAAAAUGGGUUUGGUUGGUCUGGCAAAUACGGUUGCCAUUGAAGGAGCCAAAAGCAACAUUUUCUGCAAUGUUAUCGUACCGACUGCAGCUAGCAGGUUGACGGAAGAUAUCCUGCCUCCGGAGCUCUUUGAACAGCUGAAACCUGAGUUGAUUGCACCUGUCGUGGCGUACCUCUGCCAUGAGAGCUGUCAAGAAAACGGUUCCAUCAUCGAAUCGGCAGCCGGCUGGGCGGGCAAGUGCUCCAUCUUCAGGGCGAACGGUAGCCUGCUGAGGAACGCCAUUGAAGAAGGCGUCACCGUGGAAGCCGUCCGCGACAGGUGGCAGAAAGUCACCAACGUCGCAGAUUCCACGAGGCUGGACUCCAUCCAGGACGCGACGGGCGCCCUGAUGGCAUCCUUGGAAGGACUGAACGGCGGUAACAGAGAAAACGAAGGAGACGAGCAGCCAGACGUGUACGAAUUCACCAGCAAGGACAUUAUUCUGUAUGCCCUUGGAGUGGGGACUUCUCUGGGCAACGAAAACGAACUGAAAUUCCUCUACGAGAACCACGAGACUUUCGAGUCUUUGCCAACUUUCUACAUCAUGCCAGCGAUGCAGGCGCUUUUUUCUUCUACUGCCAUCUCGAAAUCGGUUCCGGGCAAGGAAAUCGGCCUGGAAAGCAUCCUUCACGGAGAGCAUUUCAUCGAGAUACUCGAAGAUUUGCCGCAAGAGGGAAAACUGGUGUCGAAGACCAAAGUCACCGAGGUUUUGGACAAGGGAUCGGGAGCUGCUAUUGUUUGUGACGUUGAGACAUUCAACGAGAACGGCCAGCUGUUGUUCCGCAACCAGUGUGUCACAUUCGCUGUCGGUGCUGGCAACUUUGGUGGCCCCAGGACAGGCAUCAAAGCCGUCUCAUGUCAGCCGAAACCCAAAAGGAAACCAGACCUUUCCCUCUCUCACAAGACUAAUAUUGAUCAGGCUGCUUUGUACAGGCUAUCAGGAGACAACAAUCCAUUGCACAUCGACCCUAACAUGGCACGUUUAGGCGGAUUCGAAACACCAAUCCUGCACGGGUUAUGCACCCUGGGAAUUUCAGUGAGGCUUGUGCUUUCGGCUUUCGCUUCCCACGACACCAAACUCUUCAGAUCCGUCAAGGCUAGGUUUGUUAAACCCGUCAUUCCAGGUCAGACUUUGAGAGUGGAUAUGUGGAGAGAGGGCAACAGGAUUCUCUUUGAAACUUCCGUGGCUGAAACCAACACAGUAGUUAUUGGAGGUAAGUGGUUUCAUUAUUGUAUAGGUCAGCUCGUUUAGUAUCCCCAGUCUGAA